GGCAACUGCGCGAGCUCGGGGCGCGCGCAGUGGUCCACGGCACCAGCGGCGGCGACCUAAGCGAGCUUCUGGCGCAAAACGUGCGGCGCGAGGAAGACGCCAGAAUUGGCGAGCUCGAAUUUGACGGGCGCGCGCUGGUCACCCCGCUCGCGACGCUCGCCGCUCGCGGCGACGGCUGCCAUGUUGUCCGCGGCGAGACGGUGACGGAGCGCGUUCGCGCCGAGACUGCGCUGGCCUUCCGGGCGGCAGCCGAGGCACGGAGAAUCCUACAGCCGGGCCCCCCGCGGCGCGGCAAUCGCCAGCGCCCAGGCGAGCUGUUCGCGCUUGGAGAAGCUGCGCAGUCAAGUCGCAGCGACGCGUGGGCGCGGCGCGGCGUGGUGUUCGUGUUUCGCGCAG
Messenger RNA from Prorocentrum cordatum, 396 nucleotides. NCBI's taxonomy places the organism in Eukaryota, Dinophyceae, Prorocentrales, Prorocentraceae. The record is from the annotation of a GenBank genome assembly.